Cololabis saira (Pacific saury) is the source of this 2892-nucleotide messenger RNA. RefSeq names its product tripartite motif-containing protein 16-like. Lineage: Eukaryota; Metazoa; Chordata; Actinopteri; Beloniformes; Belonidae. The coding region runs from base 313 to 1962 and encodes 549 amino acids. Gene Ontology annotation, molecular function: protein binding; zinc ion binding. The record is from RefSeq and is a predicted model, not a curated record. The transcript has a single exon.
UUAACAUCGUUUCACGUUAAGGAUCACUGGAUGUAGUUUAAAGUUAGUUCAAACGCUUCACAUCCUUGUGUCUUCUGAAACAAGGGAAUUGAAUGUUUCCUGGAAUCAAAAACCACGGAUAACUCCUCCACCUCUGCCUUGGCUCCUCCCCCUGACAGCUGAGUGCCUGUCAUCAUCGUGCUUCAGCGACACGAUCACCAACAGAUCAGUGUGUUGUUGAACGAGCAAGAAGAUUCACUCGGAUUUGGAUUAUUUCCUCACUUUUUUUUUUUGCUUUGGAGGACACGUUUGUUGUUGCUGUGAGGAAACCAGAUGGAUUUAGUCAAGGUCUCUUGUUCCAUCUGUCUGGAUCUACUGAAGGAUCCGGUGACGAUUCCCUGUGGACACAACUACUGCAUGAACUGUAUUAAAACCCACUGGGAUGAGGAGGAUCACAGAGGAGUCCACAGCUGUCCUCAGUGCAGGAAGACCUUCAGACUGAGACCCAUCCUGGUGAAAAACACCAUGUUAGCAGAGUUAGUGGAGGAUCUGAAGAAGACUGGACUCCAAGCUGCUCCUGCUGAUCUCUGCUAUGCUGGACCUGAAGAUGUGACUUGUGAUGUCUGCACUGGGAGGAAGGUGAAAGCUGUCAAGUCCUGUUUGGUCUGUCUGGCCUCUUAUUGUGAGAAACAUCUCCAACCUCACUAUCAUGCUCCUGCUUUUAAAAAACACCAGCUGGUGGAUCCCUCCAACAAGCUCCAGGAGAACAUCUGCUCCCUCCACGAUGAGGUGAUGAAGAUCUUCUGUCGUACUGAUCAGCAGAGUAUCUGUUAUCUGUGUACGAUGGAUGAACAUAAAGGUCAUGAAACAGUUGCAGCUGCAGCAGAAAGAUGUGAGAAGCAGAAGGAGCUGGAGGAGAGUCGACAACAAAUCCAGCAGAGAAUCCAGGACCGAGAGAAAGACGUGGAGCUGCUUCAGCAGGAGGUGGAGAUCAUCAAUGUCUUUGCUGAUAAAGCAGUGGAGGACAGUGAGAAGAGCUUCAACGAGGUGAUCCGUCUCCUCCAGAAAAGCAGCUCUGAUGUGAAGCAGCAGGUCAGAUCCCAGCAGGAACAUGAAGUGAGUCGAGUCAAAGAUCUUCAGGAGAAACUGCAGCAGGAGAUCACUGACCUGAAGAGGAGAGACGCUGAGCUGGAGCAGCUCUCAGACACAGAGGACCACAACCAGUUCCUCCACAACUACCCCUCACCGUCACCCCUCAGUGAGUCCACACACUCAUCCAGCAUCCAGAUUCGUCCUCUCAGGUACUUUGAGGACGUGACAGCAGCUGUGUCAGAGACCAGAGAGAAACUACAGGACCUUCUGAGAGAGACGUGGACAAACAUCUCACUGUCUGUUGCUGAAGUGGAUGUUUUACUGUCCGAACCAGAACCAAAAACCAGAGCUGGACUCUUGAAAUAUUCACGAGACAUCACUCUGGAUCCAAACACAGCUCACAAACAUCUGUUACUGUCUGAUGGGAACAGAAAAGUUACUUUAAUGAAAGAAAUACAGCCUUAUUACAGUCGUCCAGAUAGAUUCACAACUUGGUUUCAAGUCUUGAGUAGAGAGAGUCUGAUUGGACGUUGUUACUGGGAGGUGGAGUGGAGAGGAAGAGGAGUUGAGUUUGCAGUCGCGUACAAGAACAUCAGCAGAGCGGGAAGUUCAGAUGACUGCGUGUUUGGAGGGAAUAACAAAUCUUGGGCUUUAUAUUAUGGCAUACCAGGUUACAUAUUCUGGUACAACAACAUCCAAACUCGUGUCUCCGGUCCUCCUUCCUCCAGAGUUGGAGUUUACCUGGACCACAGAGCUGGUCUUCUGUCCUUCUACAGCGUCUCUGAGACCAUGACCCUCCUCCACAGAGUCCAGACCUCCUUCACUGAGCCGCUCUAUGCUGGACUUUGGCUCUCAGGUUCCAACGGAACAACCGCUGAGUUUAUGAAGUGAGAUAAAAUAAUGACGGCGACAGAGGCAGCAUCUUGAUUUAAUUUGCAGGUUUACGUUGAUGUUAAAGGUGAAGGAAACAUUAUGGUGUUCAUAGUUCUACUUUGAUUUACAGGAUAGUUCAGAUGUGGUGUUUUUUUUUUCUGAUGUCGGAACAAAUAUUUUUCCCUUUAAAUGUGGGCGGAACCAAAUCAACUUGAACACUUCAACGUUGUGUGCUGAAAAAUAUUCUGUCAUUAAUGGGACUUGAUCCAGAAGAGGUCAAAUAAAAUCAGAUAAAUGUGCUACAGAGGAGGUGCUAGUUCAGUUAUCAAAGAGUUAUUAAUGAUUGUCGAAGGACAAUCCUUAAUAAUUAAUAAGGUAGAUUAUUUAUCAAAUUGAAUGAUCAAAAUGACUUAAUCAAAAUGGGGCACCACCUGAUGAAAUCAGGAAAAUGAUAACUACAACAGCAAAAAAUCAGUCUCAAGGUAAAUUAUUCUUCAGAAUAAUAGUGAAGGGAGGAGUUCGAACACAGGCCUUUGCAACCAGCAGUUGUGACAAAUAUGUGUAAAAUAAGCACAGACAACUUCUCUCAUUCAAAUUAAUCAGAAUUUAUUUACACGUGUUAAGAAGUGUUACGAAGAUGGUAAGACAACACUUUGGAUAAAUUCUGAUGGCCAAACUGCCCAAAAACAAAAACUAACUAAACAUGAACACAAAACUUCAGAUUACAUGUGUGUGUGUGUGUGUGUGUGUGUGUGUGUGUGUGUGUGUGUGUGUGUGUGUGUGUGUGUGUGUGUGUGUCACGAUGGUUGUUCAUACACAUGAAAAGAAAGAAAGUUGGCUGCCAAAGUCACACGUGGAGUCGUGUCCGAGUCUCAGACGGCUCCGUGUCAUCACACUCUACAGACCCCCAUGCACAAUCCACCAUGCAGUCAACGUUAACAAAUCAAG